AGAAGAGGAGGAGGAACAUUCUGCGCAUAUGCAGUAGCUCAACACGUGUUCACUGCGUGUGCUUGGUUACAGAUUUGGAUUGUCGUCUGGAGGAGCACAGCACAAGUUUUCAGCCUGUUGUUUCAUCUCCAAUCUUGAGCUAACAUGAAGCCAGGUUUCAGUCCACGUGGUGAGAGAGGAGGAAGAGGUGGAGGACGUGGUGGAUUUAGAGGCAGUUUUGGAGACCGGGGUGGACGAGGAGGAGGAAGAGGUGGAGGCUUUAGGUCCCCAGAUGGAGGAUUUCGAGGCCGCGGGGGUGGCAGAGGCACCCCAAGGGGAAGAGGAGGCAGAGGAGGGAGGGGUGGUGGCAGAGGUGGUUUUGGAGGCGGGAAAAACAUCUUGAUCGAGCCACACAGACAUGAAGGAGUCUUCAUCUGCAGAGGGAAGGAGGAUGCUCUGGUCACCAAAAACAUGGUGGUGGGAGAAUCUGUGUAUGGAGAAAAGAGAAUGAGUGUUGAGGAAGGUGAGACGAAAAUUGAGUACAGAGCCUGGAAUCCUUUUCGCUCCAAGCUGGCAGCGGCAAUUUUAGGAGGAAUUGACCAGAUUCAUAUCAAACCUGGAUCUAAGGUCAUGUACCUGGGGGCUGCCUCUGGUACUACGGUAUCCCACGUUUCAGACAUUGUUGGACCAGAGGGGCUUGUUUAUGCAGUGGAGUUCUCCCAUCGAUCAGGUCGUGACCUUCUCAAUGUGGCAAAGAAACGCACCAACAUCAUUCCAAUCAUUGAAGACGCCAGGCAUCCACACAAAUACCGGAUGCUGGUUGGCAUGGUGGAUGUGAUUUUUGCUGAUGUGGCCCAGCCUGACCAGACAAGGAUUGUUGCUUUGAAUGCUCACAACUUCCUGAAAAAUGGAGGACACUUUGUCAUCUCAAUAAAGGCCAAUUGUAUAGACUCAACUGCAGCGCCAGAGGCAGUAUUUGCUUCUGAGGUGAAGAAGAUGAGCGGUGAGAACAUGAAGCCACAAGAACAGCUCACUCUGGAGCCCUAUGAGAGAGACCAUGCUGUGGUGGUGGGCAUCUACAGACCUCCACCUAAACAGAAGAAAUGAUGUGUGGAAAACGGACAGAAAGCAACCAAUCAUCACUGUCAAGUCAAACAAAAUAACUUUCAAGUUACCCCCUUUAGCAGCCUCUGUCUACCUGACGGAGGUAAAUUUCUGUUGAGCUAUUUCUAGCUGUCUAAUUUCGUUUAGUGGGAAUACCCUUGAAUGUUUUGAUAGUCAGCUAUAGCUUUAAGUUUGUCAUAUGUAACACAUACAUUGUACAUAAAUUGAUGUAAAAUACAAUUUACUCUGUCUCACUCUUAAGCUUUUUAAAAACAAAAAAUUUUUACUUUUAUUCAUUCUUAUGAAUGUAUAAAAUACAUUGGUAAAUAAAAAUACAUUUAAACUUGAAUAACAUGUAAUACAGUUGGACCAUAAAUGACAGACUUAAAAUAUCCAAAAACAAUCCACAUCUGCAUUUGGUCCCAACUCUAAAUGCAGCAUGGUAAAAACUGAAUCAUUUAAGGGCUUUCCUGAAGAAACAUUUGAAAAAAAAAAAUCUUUUCUGGACUCUUUGCAGGUGGUUGUGUGGCUAUCUUGUAGAUAUGGUAGUGGCAGACCCAUAAUUCUCAAGGCAGUUCUCAUCAAUAACUUAUGAUGUAGUUUUAUUUCCAAACCAAUAUGCACGGAGUGAGGGUGGCUUAUUUGUAAAAUUGAGGGAUUUAAUGGGCUAUUCUAACUGUUGCUGGGUCAGUUGCUAAUGCUGUAAGGAUGGAAGUACACAGAAGUACGAAAUGAGGUUGUUUUUUUUAACAAAAGUUGCUGAAGUUGACUGCCAAAUGUGGGGGUAAAUUUGUUAUUUCUUUGAGAGAAACUCAAAUUUUACUGCAGAUGAUGACACUUUUGGUCAGGUUAAAUAUAGAUGUGUACAUGUAAAAUAUAAUCUUUAGUAAUGCCAACCUUUGGAAUCAUUCUGGAAUGUUUGGUUUAACAAACUGUUAACCUGUAAAAAGGUAUUUUGACAGAAAUUGUACAGUUUGUUUCGCUCAAGGAUUUGUCUUCAGUUAGAAUUGCUUGAUGUAGUGAGUCUUAAAGUGUGGCUAGUCAUUUUUAUUUUUACACCUGAUAUAUUUUUUUUUAUAUAGAAUUUAUUCAAACUAAUUAGUGUUUUAUGUUUUCCCCAUUCUGAAAUCAUCAAAAUGACAUGCCCCAAUGCAGGUAUUUAAUGUGUAUACUUUAGGAUUUCUCAGUGAUUGUGUUCUGAUUUAACACCCACUGCAAUUCAGUAAGGAUUCGUUGAACUCGUUUAUGGUAAGAUGACAUGAGACUGCAGAGGGAACUCUUGACUUGUCAUUCUAAAAGUCCGUGGUUUAAACUAGAGUGAGGAAAAUCUGUAUUUUUUAAAGGCAAACGUGUUUAAAUACAUUUUUUUAUGUGGUUUUGAA
This is a messenger RNA of Girardinichthys multiradiatus, 2465 nucleotides long. RefSeq names its product fibrillarin (gene fbl). The coding region runs from base 145 to 1086 and encodes 313 amino acids. Gene Ontology annotation, biological process: box C/D sno(s)RNA 3'-end processing; rRNA methylation. The transcript has 9 exons. Gene Ontology annotation, molecular function: rRNA methyltransferase activity; histone H2AQ104 methyltransferase activity; RNA binding. The record is from RefSeq and is a predicted model, not a curated record. NCBI's taxonomy places the organism in Eukaryota, Metazoa, Chordata, Actinopteri, Cyprinodontiformes, Goodeidae. Gene Ontology annotation, cellular component: small-subunit processome; box C/D methylation guide snoRNP complex; nucleolus.